Molecule: messenger RNA, 2505 nt
Organism: Iphiclides podalirius (scarce swallowtail)
Lineage: Eukaryota; Metazoa; Arthropoda; Insecta; Lepidoptera; Papilionidae
Source: the annotation of a GenBank genome assembly
AUGAUGUUGCUGGUAGCGCUCCUUUUGCUUGGGGGUGCGUAUUGCACUCCAGCACCCCCCACAAUGAAAUGCGAAAGGGCACCUCCUCACGCUCAACCAGCUGACAGGCACUACCGAUUGAGUAUCGCCGGGGAUCCAGAUCUAUAUCUUCCUGGAGAACUAUACACAGUUUCCUUACAAGGCGUCAAUAGUGGGGAAGGAGCUACACCAUUUACAGGAUUUACGAUAUGGGCAGAGGUCUAUGAUCAACAGGAGGACAUCGAUGAUAAGGAAAACAAAGAUUCCUCUAAGCCGCGAAAUCAGUCUUUGGGUGUGUUUCAAGCAUACGACACCCAGACGAAACUUAGAGACGAUUGUAAACCCGCAGUAGCUAACGCUACUGCCCACCCUAAGACUGAUGUACAGGUUAUAUGGAGCGCGCCAUCGGUUACGCUAGAUGGAUGCAUACGAAUUUGUGCACGCGCCAGACAUGCUAAGGCAAAAGAGGAUGCUGAGGAGGAAAGUGUUUGGUCGGUCCUUGCUCGGAAGCUGUGCCCAGCGCCUGUGACUGCCGUUGGGGGUAACCGCCAGUCGCCUAUAGUAGAACCAUGCUGCGCCUGCGAUGAAGCUAAAUACGAGGUAACCUUUGAGGGUCUUUGGUCUCGGAACAUCCAUCCUCCGCAGUACAGGGUGUGGCAAGAGGGCAGGGUUGCAAGCGAGGGCCUCAGGCGGCUUGCUGACAAUGGGACCACCACCGCCCUCGAAAAGGAACUUAAAGAAGAGAGUGAACACAUUCGCACAAUAAUCAAGGCUCGCGGCAUAUCGUGGAAACAAGUAUCCAGUGGUGGUAUUCCCAGCACUUUAGCGGUUUUUCGUGUAGACGCAAAACACCAUCUGAUGUCGUUGGCCGCCAAGUUGGCGCCAUCACCGGACUGGAUCGUAGGGGUGUCAGCACUGGAGCUCUGUAAUGCGAACUGUACGUGGACCAGGUCGGCCACGCUUCCGCUGUACCCAUACGACGCUGGGACCGACAGCGGAAUAACUUAUACGUCUCAGCGGAAGCCGACGUCGCCGCCAGCUCCGGUGCGGGCUCUGCGGCCAGACUGGCCCCGGGACCCUCGCUCCCCUUUCUACAACGUCGCCGGCGAGAUGAGACCAUUCGCGCGCCUGAGGCUCUCACGGCUGCGCCUUUACGAGAAGAGUUGCGAGCCGUCAGAGCCUAUUGGCGAGCCGGUACCAGAAGCCGCCGGCGGAUCGUGUGCGACGCAGGCGUGGGGCUUGUGGGGGCCGUGCAGCGUCACCUGCGGGCCAGGGCGGGCCACGAGGCAGCGGCACUUCGUGUGGCCGGCCCGCGCUCUCACCGACGGCUGUCGCGCCGUACUCACCGAACACCGCCCUUGCCGUGGGGUCAGGGCUCAUUGCAGGGCGCCAUCGGAGUACGAGCCGGAGUCGGCGGAGAGGUCGGGGCCGUGCGCGGUGUCCGAAUGGGGCCAGUGGUCGCCGUGCGAGGGAUGCGGCGUGCGCGCGCGGACCCGCCACUACUUGGCGCCGAGGGCCCGGAAGCGGUGCCACGUCGGCUACCGCGCGAGGACCGUGAUGAGUCAGGCCAUCCCUUGUGAUGCCGGACCUUGUGCCAAACCACCCGAAUAUCUGAUAAAUGCAACCGACUUCGACUGGUUUUUUGUGGACAACCAUCGGGGCGAGUGUAAGGUGACGCCGUGGGGAGAGUGGUCACCGUGCACUGCGAAAUGCGGUCGCGGCCGAAGAAUCCGUACUCGACUGUACGUCGCGAGCGAUUCGAGAGUGCAACGGCUUCUGACGCGGCGGCUCUUGCACGAAUGGAAUCAACGGUUCGCCGAACUGCAAGAGCUGGAAAUACCAGCGGUUAACAUAACAUACGAGGACCCUGAACUGGAAGGCUUGGUGCAAGAGCAUCUGGAACGGUGUCAGUUCACGCUAACACAGCAGGAGGCACUCUGCGACGGAGAUGAGAGCUGUCAGGAUAUCACGCCGCAAGACGUUUGUUCUCUCCCGGCGUCGGUGGGCCCGUGCCGCGGUUACGAGGAGCGUUGGUUCUACGACACCACGCGCGGCUCCUGCGAGCCCUUCGGCUUCACCGGCUGCGGCGGCAACGCGAACAACUUCCCCACCAGGGAGCUGUGCCAGCGCCAGUGCGAAAAUACCAAGAACGAUACUGGCGGCCGAGUUCAAGUCAGCAGCGCUGAGAUUAAUUUUAAAAAUCUUAAGCCAACCUCUUCCCACGGUGACAACGAUGUUAUGCUGAAUGACGCCCCUGUUGCUGAAGAUGACGUUGAUUGCGUGAUGGGUCCGUGGCUGGGAUGGAGUGAGUGCUUCGGGAACUGUGACUAUGGAAUUAAGCUGAACUAUCGUCUUGUUAAGAUUGCUGCUAUGGGAUCGGGGAAACCGUGCGCAAAGUUGAUUAAGAGCAGGACUUGCACGCCCGGCCAUUGUCGAAAUAUAUUCAUCUUUACCAAUAACCCCUCCUUUGAACUAGAAGCUGCACAU